CCCGGAAGGCGCAAUAAGGCAAUUGAGGCGGACCAUUUUCCCCAUGGCCAGAGCUAAUGACGACGAGGCGCUGCGUCGCCGCAGUCGCGCACGCCCUCGCGCACCUCCGCCCACGUCCAUCGCCUCCAUGUACGCGCCUAUUGACGCCCCCAAUGGGCCGCCAGCGCGCUCGUCCAAGAUGAAAAUGGCGUCACUUAUGGCUGUCGUGGACGAGGAGAGCAAAAACAAAAGAGUCAAGGUCGACGACCAACAAUCCGAUGGCUGGGCGCCGCGCAACGCGCCCAUCAGUAUCAGCAGCCUCACAACAAGCAGCGAAUCUCCAGCGUCUUCGCUCUUCCAACACGAGAUGCCGACCAUCAUUCCGAGUUUCAGUCGUGACGCAGUUGAAGUCAAUGGAGAGACCAAGAACGGAGCAGCCAAUGGAGACGCGAGUCCAGCAGCCACGCGCUCCGUGUUGGACUAUUAUUUCCCUUCAGGCAGGAGUGAGAGUAAUGGAUCCAGUGGUAAUAGGUCGCUCAAGAGGAAGAGGAGGAGCUCUCGACGGGAUGAGCUCACAGCAGACGUGGAUUUGCUCCGAUUCGGAGUAGAUGCCGCCAAGCUAGUGCCUCAGGGCCUCGUGGACCGCGUGGACGCGCAUAUGAGCCGCGCGGUGCUGCUUAAAGUCGUGGAUAACCACGUGACCAAUUGGUGCAAUCGCUCAGGCUUCGCCCCCAGUUUCUUACAAGAAAUCACGACGCUAUUAGCUGCGUAUUAUCCGUGCAACUACCCGACGUUACUGGACGAAGUACUCGCGGGUUUCUUGUUCAAAAGACCUGAAUUUAUGGACUUAUUACUACCAGCAAUGCUCGAGAAAAUGAGUAAAGCCGGUGAGUCAGUGUCCACCACCAAGUACCCAGUAGCAGACGCACUAGUGAGGAUGUGUGGCUCUCCAGUGACGACGGCACGUCACGAUUUGGCCUGUAGGUCACUGCUCCGCUGUCUGGUAGAGCACAAUGGAGACAGAUUCGCCCUUAGUCCCUGGAUUGCAGCAUGUGCCAUCGAGUCCAGUGACGGAGUCCUGCAGAGCCUAUGGAGAGCGCUUCUGCCUCGUACUCAAGAGGCUGAGAACUGGAGAAUUGAAGACCCAGGGCAGCAGAUCGUGGAGCUAUUGGCGGAAGAAGGCAAGCUACGUGUGUGUCAGUUCUCGUGCGGAUUCGUCGAGUUGCUAUUAAGCGACGAUGAGUUGAAGAAACAGCUGGAGGGCUCGCAGUCGUAUCUGAUCCCGGACUGUCUGGAGAGGGCGUUCAAGUACGCGAGCACGAGCUGGAGCAGCUCGCUGAUGACGGAAUGGCUAGAGCGGCGACGGAAGCACAAGGACGCUGGAUCGUUGAAAGAUUUGGUGGGGUUCUUUGUUCGCUUCAAUGCCAAGUUGAGUGUCAAGAAGCCAGAAUGGUUUGUCAAUCACGUUCUGAGCUUCGCUCUCUCUCCUCACUGUCCUGUAGCAGAGCAGGAAUCGGUCCUGCGAGCGAUCCUAAGCGAUCACAUGUCCUUCCUGUUUGGCACUCAGUCGCUAAAGAGCGAGCAGAACGGAUCGAGUGAAGCCUCAGCUGUCACUGACCUUGAUGUAGUGGGAAGCCAGUCAGUCUUGGAAGUGCAAAGCAAGCUAGAGCUCCUUGUCGGUCUCUUGGUUGCUGCCAAUGCUCGCACAAGUGCAUUAUUCCUGGACAUUUGGUCUCAAGCUUGGCUCGACAAGAUUCGUAUCCUGCCUUGGAGCUACGUCCACUCUCUACUCUGCGUAACUAUCCAAGGCGCCGUCGACGAUCGUAGUGCUCUUGGCCAGAAGCUGCAGAGCUUUACAACUCGAGUCUGCCGCUCCUACUACCGCCGCCUCAGUAAUGUAGACAAGGACGAAGAAGUCGCCAGCAAGUUCUCAGAGACGCUGAACCUGCUACUCCCGUCUAUACGCCCAGUUGCUGGUAUUUUGUUACAGGAGGUGUUAGCUGUACUCGCGGACUUGGCGCAAAAUCGCUCUGCUGACGCGUGCGCGAUAUUCGGCAACGCAGUCGCUCUACAUCUUGGUAAGUGUGGAGAGCCUGUGGAUAACAGCGUGAAGCGAAGCGUUGUACAAAAGUCGCUUGUAGAAUAUGACCGCUCACCUGCCAUUCCUGCCACGAUUGAUCUCCUGACGACGCUGAAGACACUGGCUUCGAUCAAGAACGACACUGGAGACUUUACUCGACGUGUACUUUCGAGAGGAUCGGUGGUGCGUUUGCUGUCAAGUCUACUGAAUUUUGGUCGACGGAGACGCAGACAGGAGAUGCUUCUGGACGUCAUGAAUGUCGUGGUAGUCAGCAACACAUCAGUGAAACUGAACAGGGACUGGACGCGCCAAUAUGUCGUACAGGAACUGGUACAUUGCGCGUAUACGGGUCCACCCAAUUCAGCGAGGAAAGCGACUGCAUUGUUGCAGAACAUUUUCCGACACAGCACUUGUAUCCCGACGUUAUUGUGGGUAAUUUUACAGCAGUGUACGAAGCUGUGCUGUGGACGUGAAGAGAAGGCGAAGGUCGACAACUUGAGCCUUAAUUCGGAGAACUAUCAAGGAAGAGCUGACACUUUCGCGGAAUUGGUGAAAGCGAUGGUGAUAGCUGUUCCUUCAAAUACAGUACGUGAAGUACUCUGCUUUGUGGAGCAGAAACUCGCUUCGUGUUCCAUUGGACAGACGCGAAUGAACCUGUUUCUAUUGCUGUUACUGCGGAAACUCGUCGUCUGCGAGCUUCAGUGUAGUGUUCUUCUUCCGGUUGUGCAACGUGCUGUUUGUCCACUGGCUCGCUCGGAUCUAAAUCACAUUCGGCUGAUCCAGUUGCAGUUGUUGAAGGCUCUGUGUACUCGACUUGUAGCCACCCGUCAACAUCCGGUAACGUCAAAGCUAUCACAUUAUGAAGACUGGAAACGCUGCGAGGAUCUGCUAUGCAACGAACGAUUACAAGCGGAUUUGCGCUCAGUAUUGAAGGGACGAACUGGUCGUGCCUCCGAAGUGUUGGCUCAGGGGAUUCUGGCUUGUACACACCGGCUCAGACAUGAGAGCUCCAUAGACGAUGAAGACGGGGCUCGAAGGAUACUGAAGAAAAGCAGAAUGAAAUGACCCAACAUGAAGUAGGAUAAAUAAAAUGCCGGGCUCAAAAUUCACUCAUCCAAGCUCGUCUCAUGGGUACGUGUCGGUGAGAGAACUAACAAUUUGUGUCCUGUCUAGCAAGCAUUCCACUGGAUUGUCUUUCUCUAUUGGACGCUCCCACGUGCACUUACCAGUGCGAAGGCUGUGGAAGAACCGCGUUGGCAUUAGCGACUGUGCUUCAGGAUCUUCCAUCUCUCGCCAUGACCCGCAGCGACGAAUCUCCUACAGCAGAGGAAGAAGCAUGAGGAAGGCGGUCACAGGGCGAUGAAGUGACGAAGGUUUACCGAUGAACGUGCGAGUGUGGUUGCUCCUGGUCCAGCAAAUCCGUACAAUCGACCUGGAGCUCGCUCGGACUGCAGACGCUGAAAAUUUGUGACGAUCAGAUCGUUGGUUGGAUCCAAGUCCAGUGCUCGACGAUAGAGAAGCUCAGCCUGGAGGUUCAAAAGCUUAGCAAAAUGGGUAUGAUGACAAGAGAACUGGUCGUACCUUGUCGAUGUCAAGGUGGACGCACUGGAGAUACACGGCGUAGUUCGCAAUGGUCUGUGGUACGUUUGUGCAAGAUUUAGACUUCUAUCACUUGGCUCGCAGCGGUGACAACUUACCUGAGAGUUUUUCGGUUGGAGAAGAAGAGCCCACCGGAAGAAGUAUAGCUCGAUGUCGUGUAACGUGCUGGUUAAAUCGUCAUCUGUAUCGCGAGCUUGUUGGAGAAGUGUCAUUGCACACUGCCACGACUUUGCCGCCGGAUAACGACACGAAAUGACGAGCAACAAUGCCAAGCAAACAAGCGUUUGAGGAUCUCUGGGUGAAAGCUGGCGGCAGGAAACGGGGUCAACAAGUUAGACACGACACUCAAGAACGCCACGACGUACUUUCAGUGCAGCCUCGUACACGGGAACGUGUAGUUGGAGAGCGUGAAGCUUUAUAUUCUCAAGCUGUCCAGGAUCAGUCAUGUUCAAGGGUUUCUGCGUGCUAUCAUGAUAGCGCAGAGCACUCGCCAGGUCGCGCAAGCUCCAUUUGUUCAUCCCGUGCCACAUCUUCUUACGAUACCAGCGCUGAAUUACAGUUGCGGCAAGGUUAUCGUUGAAUCGACUGCAGAUUCCGCGUCGUGGAUUAAAGAAUUGCACGUUGUUGUCCACGAGUUGCCACUCGUCUGGUGGUAAUGGUACGUCCUGAUCAAAGAGACUAAAGGGCUUUUGCUCCAAGACGAUGCGUUCACCUUGUAGAUACUGGAAAACGUAAACGAACCGACCACGCUCUCGAUCAAAUUGCUUGAAAUAUGCUGUCUACAGUGAUCCACAAGAUGAGUUUCUGGCCCAAUGUAUUCAAGACAAAAGACGACGUACCAAUGCGAGCUGAAGACGAAUUUUCCUCGCGAGAUGUUGUCUGAAGCGUGACUGAAUCUUCACAACCAGCUUCCGCUCAAGGUUAAUCACAGCAUCUCGCUGCCUCGACUCCUGUUCUUCUCGUUGUCGCUCGCGCUCCGCAAUCACGUGAGGCAUCAUGGAAUAAGUUGGUGUACGCACGCCAUACUUCAGGACGUAGCUGAUGAUACACUGAAACGCGAGGAGCUUGUGGGGGCCGGUCAAGAUACGAUGGAUUUGGUGAGGAAUGAACUGCUGCUCAUCACCAGUCCGUAGCGACUGCUUGUCGCUAUCCUCAGCUAUAGCUUCUUCGUCUUCAUUGAUUCUCAAGCGCAUGGAUUGGAAACGUGAAAACUCGAGAACCAUGAGUAUAAAUGCAGCAUCGAGAUCGUAUCGGCGUUUAAUGGACGUGGCGGGUGUGUAUGUAAGAAGUUUGAAUGUCCCCACCCACUCCAGAACAUGUAUAAUAUGGCGCUGUACGGCCACCUCGUUAUCCUGAACUAGUUCAGACCGAACAGCUCCUUUGAAGAUGACCUAGAAUACAGCAGGACAAACGCACCAAACACCAUGAAUGAAAAUUGACAAGAAGGCAGUCAAGGAACUCGUACCUUUCCCUGUGAGGUAUCACUCGGAUCAGUGUAGCAGCGCAAGCUUUGCUGCAUCCCAUUGAGUAUGAACAGUCUCCGUGCGAGUGCCAGUAGCAUUAUAUUCGGCUUCAACACCGGAUAUGGAACCGAAUCUCUCACGACGGCAGCUUUUACUUGCUUAGUUUGCACCUGUGGAGUGACUGAACUCGAAGCCUGUUUCUCAGCCAAGGCCGCCGUUGUGAAUCCCAGCUGGAGCUGCAAUGAUUGUCGUUCAGUUUCUUCAGAGAUGAACUGAUCGAUUUCCUGCUGCGAGACACAGAACACGUGACACCAGGAUCGAGCGGGGUCGACGACUUCAAGUUCAUACUCUGCAGCUUUUGUACUGCUCAUCUCGAAACUGUCUGCUUGUUUUUCAGGGUCUUUCGAAGCAACGGGCUUGGCACGAUAAAGCGAGAAGCGUAGACGCCGAGUAUCCAAUGGAAAAAUCGCAACGCCAAUUCGUCGUGAUCUCUUUUCACGGAUUCGGUCACGUCUUGCAGCUCUUACUGCGUUCACUCGCUUCCACGCACUCAGGAUCCAAAGGUGGUGGCGCGUCCACUUUACUAAGCGAAGCCUCAUGCGGUCAAUGAAGAUUUUCCUCUCUACACGAAGACGUCGCAAUUCUGACCGAGCAUGAACUCUACGCUGCGUUCGAACGACAAUUUGACGUACACGCUGAUAUUCCAGAUAUUGUUUCCGUCCACGAACGAGACUCUGGAUUUCGGUAGCGGCCAUACGCUCCUCCUUCAUUCGUUGUCGCCGUCUCAAGUAUAUUCUCCAAGUGACGAAGCCGAUCCAGUUGGCACGCAGUCGAGUGGCAGCGCAGUACUUUAGCGCAUACUCUUGCAAGAGCUGUUGCUUGCGUUCGAUCCGCCAAGACUCCAUUAUUUCGUGCCAAAUGGAUGCCAAACAGGGCAAAUGGACCAGAGUUUCGAAGCAGAAUCGUCGUAAAGAGUCUUGCAAGCCACGAGCGUUCUCUCUUCGCCACAGCAACAUCGUGUGUUGAAUUCCAGGCUUCGUUCUAGUUUUCGUAUUAUCGCUGUAGAACUGCUGAGCAAGCCACUCGAUAGCACGUACGAAGCCGUUGAAAUCCAUUUCGUUGAACCCUGGUGUGGUCUUGCUAGCGAAGAGGAAAGCAGCGUCGCCAAUACUCAACAACUUGGGUUGGAUGUUGGUUUCAUACAAUAGUUUACUGAAUUUCACGCUGUCCACGCCGAAUGCCGGAGGGUGUGAUCGACAUAGCGUGUCGAAGAUUGGACGGAGAAUUACCGAGUACAAGUCGGUGGAGCUCACUGAAGGCGUCCAGUCAACGUCUUUACUCCAGAAUGCAGCUUCAAUGGCACGCUCUGCGGAGACCCAGGGGACUUUUACGCGGAAGAAAGUACGUAGCUGGCACAUUGGUGACUGGAAAUCAUACGUUGGAUGUUGGACGAAUCGAUACAGAUCCAACAUCCAUUUAGUGGGUAGUGCUGAGAUCUCUCGGUUGGUAUGGGCUUUUCGCGGUGUGAUGCGCCAGACGUACGCAUUUGUCAGUGUUACAAAUGACUCCAGUGGACAGGAUUCAUCACGUAAGAAAGCGAUUUCGAACACGGCGUGGGGGACUCCAGACUCGUCAUGCUCGGCGGUCACGAAGUUGAUGCGUGUGAAGUGAAUAACGUUUGGUUCUUCGGCCAUGACGAGGCGACAUGGAGCUUCAAGAGUGUUCUCUACGUCUUGACGGAACGGAGUCUUCAGUACUGCUGUUAUAGGGGAUUUAACGUCGACGACAGCGUACAGUGGCAUCAACCACUCCUUGUUGCUGUUGAAUUUCUACACACACAAGUCAAAACCGAGGUUAGAGAAUCGCACAAGUAAUGUAGUGCAAUGUGAAGUCUACCUUUCGAGGGAGUUGCUGAGGCUGCGGACCAUACGGUAUACUUUCAUCUCGAUCAUCAUCUUGCUCCUUCUGACGAUGUCUUGGCGGUUUACUCAGUGAUUUUACAUGCUUUUUCGUCCGCUGAGGUAGCUGGAAGAGGACUGAUGAGUCUUGCAGUUGCUGGAAGCACACGAAUGCUUGCCAAUGUGUGAAUAUUUCAACAAUGUGUGAGGUUGUCGAUAUUUCAAGUGGCUGGUGCAUAGCAUAAAUUUGUGGUUCCAUGGGAAUAGUGAUCGAUGAUCCAGGAGCUUGGAGAUUCGAAAUAUGAUCGGGUAGUCCUGCAUUGACGAGGCUUUGAGAGACCUCACAGUGGUGACGCCAGAACUGUGAUGAACAACUAUGUCGGCGGAUCUCCUUGGCGUGAAAGUUGCUUGCUACUACAAGAAGAGUAAAUGGUAGCAGUGUUAGUGCAGCGAGGUACCGUUCUUGUGAGACUGCAAGGAUUGAGCCUCGAUAUAUGAAUCGGAAGUUGCCUUGAGUAUCGACAUUGCUAAAUACUUGAAGUAGAUGUGAACUGAUAG
This is a messenger RNA of Phytophthora nicotianae INRA-310, 7577 nucleotides long. RefSeq lists its product as hypothetical. The record is from RefSeq and is a predicted model, not a curated record. Bases 44 to 3124 code for a protein of 1026 amino acids. NCBI's taxonomy places the organism in Eukaryota, Oomycota, Peronosporomycetes, Peronosporales, Peronosporaceae. The transcript has 2 exons.